GGUUCCUGUUCUCCCCAGCAGAACAAUCCUCAGGGGUUCAGGCUCUGAAGUUGAAGGUGACGCUUCACAGACUAAGAAUUGUACCAGGAAGGGUUUGUGAUAAAUCAGCCAGACCUGUGAGAGUGAAGGAACAACAAACAAAGAAUUGUACCAGGAAGGGUUUGUGAUAAAUCAGCCAGACCUGUGAGAGUGAAGGAACAACAAACAAAGAAUUGUACCAGGAAGGGUUUGUGAGGUGGAGACUCACGACAUCACAGCACGAGGAGUUGGAGGAGGAAGAGGAAAGACUGAAAUCAAAACUGAAACUUCAUCUUUGACAGAUGACGAAGAAGAUGAGUUGGAGGAAACUGCAGCUACAGUGAAGAUUGAUCCAGUGAAUAAACCUGGUGAAAGUGAACAACAUGGAGACAUGACAGACAGAGAGUCUGAAAUCAAGUCUUGAUCAUCCAAUGGGAAAGACUGUUCGCUUUUAACUGCCAAUAUGAGCUCCACAGAGGACAAUAAAACACUGAUGGACACAAGUCCACCAUCGCAACCUAAUGAAUUGAAUCCAGAGUUUACUCUUGUGUUAAUUGGUGACACAAAUUCUAUUGAGAUUGGACCGAAAAAUAUCUUGCUUGCCAACGAUGAGCAGACACAUAUGCAGCAUCUGUCACCCAAACUGUAUGAUCUGUGUGGUCGACACAUCUCUGUGAUCAACAUGCUUGGUCAGCAAAACACUGAGAACCUCCUGCUAAAUCAGGGAGCUCAUAUUUUUCUCCUGAUAUUACCAAACAGUCUGGAUAGCAGCCAACAUAGUGCAGGAGUGCAGUGGUUGGAAAAGGCUUUUGGGAAAGAGUCACUUUCUUAUUUAAUAACAGUUGUGACUCAUGAUGCAGAUGCAGAGUGUGAAAGUGCACUGAGAGAUUUGAAAGCCAACACAGGUUUUGAUGAAAAAAGGUACCACACAUGCACAAAAAGUAUGACAGAUGUUUAUGAAAUGACAGCACUGCUGGAAAAAAUAGAUGUCAUGGUCUCUGAAAUGAAGCCAUACUGCGGCAGCAGAGGGACGCUGAAUAAGAAUGAUGAGCAAAAACAUGUGGACUUCAAAUCAAACACAGAAGAAGGGACGGAUUCCUCAGAGUUUCAGCAAAAUCAGACAGGUUGUCCUGCAGAAGAUGAGGGGAAGAGUUCAUCUAACGUCAAAGUGAAGAGUGACCUGCUGAAUGAACCCGGUGAUGUUGAGCACUCAAAGAAUGAUGACAGCCCAGUGGCAAAAGGUGCUGCAGAUGAGGUUACACAUGAAAACAAGGACAAGGUCAGAAAAAUGCCAAAUUCUGUGAAGAUUUCUGAAGAGAUCGACAAGGAAAAUCCACACCAAAGAGUAACUGAAACACUGCUCAGACUUGAUCUUCAAGACAAACAUCAACAGAAGUUGACUUCAGAAGAUUUUCUCAAAAUUGGUCCAGCUAUGAAAAAGUACCAUGUGACUUCAGAGAAAGAAUUAACAAAUACAUUUCUUCACAAGCUUCUCAUGUUAGACUACAGAGCCAGAUAUAUUCCUGUUAAACAAGAGAUUCUCGGGGUGAGUGAUUCAAAACCUAUUCAAGUGUGUGAUAGUGCUGAAGUAGAGGACAUAGAUGAUAUGGAUGAUUUUUUUAGCACAGGUGAAGACACUAAACAAACAAAAGAGACUCAUUUGCAUCAAAUGGACAUUCAAAUGGCAGUAUUUCACUGUUCAGACAGCUUCCUCAAGCAGAACAUUGUAUCAAAGCUCUCACAAUGUCAGUAUGCUUUACCUUUGCUUGUUCCUGACCCAGUCACGAUGGAUAUUGAGUGUCCUCUUUGGACAUUCAGAAAAAUAACAAAAAGCUGGAAGACAACUGAUAUCCAAACUGACAGCAAAAUAAUGAAGAGCAUGCCCAUCUGCAAAGCCAAGACACCCAUGGUGUCAUUUUUGCGACUGGAUUCACCAUCAGUGUCAAAAUCUCAGCUGAUAAACAUGUUGAUCAACGACCGUCACAACACUUUCUUCCACAGACACCUUCAAGGAAGCAACAAAACUCGCCACUUGGUGGAUGGCAUGGCAGAGAUUGCCUGGUACUGUCCAGCUGGAAAAUGUAAUGAUGCCUUCAAUGACUGUGUUGCCUUCUGUAAUCUCCAUGGUGAUGCUCUGUUGUUUGAGAAACAGCGUGACAUACUUAUUGAAAAAUCUUCAGUUAAUGUUGUGCUUGUACCAACUCUGGAAAAGGGUCACAAAAGUCGUCGAGUAAUCGAGGCUCUCUGGAAAUGUCAAAAGCCUCUCAUUAUUCUCAUUACUGAUACUGACGGUGGUAAAGAUCAGAAGAAACAGGGCAGAUACAAAAUAAGUCUAAAAGACAGAAGUCAUUCAGAUAUUACUGAAGAACUGAAAACAAUCAUUGGACACAUUUUGUAUGAGUCACAUACAUCCUUCCACCUUGAAAGUAUGGCAGAGGUCCCUGGAAUCAGAGUGGAUGAAGAUGACCCAGUCUGCCAAAAAGGGAAAACUGCUGCAUUGGAAAUGAUGAAUUUGCUUAAGAAGAUACAGGAUGUCACAGAAAUCAAAAGCAAAUUUCUCCCUUGUCAAGGCCAAUUGUGGCAUGAGUGGAGCAGAAUAAAAAAAGAGCUGUACCACCUGACAGGACAGAUUGAGAUUGAGAAAUCUAAAAAGGAAAAUGAACUGAUGAAAAUACGACAAGAUCAGUGCAAACAUUCCUGUAGUGAGCUGAUAAAGCUGUUUACUGAUAAUCUUUUGUCUCUGUCAUCAACUGAGAGACAGUAUUUCCUGAAAUGGACUCAGAUCUUCCUUGAUGACCAUGUUACUGAUGAUCUGUCUGUAAUUCUGCAAAACUAUGAUAAAAAAUGGUCUGAGGUCUUGGCUCUGAAAAAGAAACACAACAAAUCUGACCUUUUCAAAAGCAAACAAACUGAGCUUGAACAAAUAUCAACAAAACUCCAGUCAGCAUCUUUUGGUUUGGAGCACAUCUUUAGAGAAAUGGGGCAGAUCUAUGAAGCCCAUAAAUCUCAGAAGAAACAAGAAUGCAGAGAUGCAGACUGGUUUAAAUACCCCGAGCUUGCUGCAGAGCUGAUGAUAUCAGGACACCCAAUGGAGCUUAUAGAUGGUGAUGCAGGUAAUGUCCCGCUGACAUGGAUCUCUAGUCUUUUAGAUGAGGUCAUCAAAAAACUAGGUGAUAAGAGAGUUUUUGUUCUUUCAGUUUUAGGAAUACAAAGCAGUGGAAAAUCAACAAUGCUGAAUGCCAUGUUUGGGUUAGAGUUUGCAGUGAGUGCUGGCAGGUGCACCAAGGGAGCCUUCAUGCAGCUGGUUAAAGUGUCUGAGGAGGUCAAGGAGAAAUUCACGUUUGACUACAUUCUUGUGGUAGACACGGAAGGACUACGUGCUCUUGAGUUAGGCCAUGCCACUCUUCACCAUGACAAUGAACUGGCAACAUUUGUUGUUGGUCUGGGAAACAUUACAUUGAUCAACAUCUUUGGCGAGAAUCCAGCUGAGAUGCAAGAUAUUCUGCAGAUUGUUGUACAGGCCUUCAUGAGGAUGAAGAAAGUUAAUCUUUCUCCAAGUUGCAUGUUUGUUCACCAGAAUGUUACAGAUAUUACAGCUGUAGAGAAAACCAUGGAUGGAAAGAGACGUCUGCAAGACAAACUGGACCAGAUGGCUCAACUUGCUGCCAAAGAGGAGGUGUUUGAUGUGGACUGUUUCAGUGAUGUCAUUGCAUUUGAUGUUGAAAAGGAUGUGAAAUACCUUGCCCAACUAUGGGAGGGAAGUCCACCGAUGGCUCCUCCAAAUCCAGAUUAUUGUGAGAGUGUCCAGGAGCUAAGGAACAUGAUCCUCUCUAAAGCUUCAGAUUCUGCUGGGAUUACUCUGUCACAGUUUAAAACCAAAAUCCAGGAUCUUUGGAAUGCCCUUGUGAAAGAAAACUUUGUUUUCAAUUUCAAAAACACAUUUGAAAUUGCAGUGUACAGAAACCUUGAGGUCCAGUUUGGGAAAUGGACCUGGAACCUGAGGAGCAACAUGUUGACCAUUGAAAACCAGCAGUAUAACUGCAUUGAAAAUGGAAAUACUGACAAAGUUGAGCUCAAGCAUCUUUAUGAAGAAAUGAGCAAAACCUAUGAAAAAACCAAAGAAGAAAUUCAAAAGUAUUUUGAUCAUGACAAAGACAAAGAAAUAUUGGUUCAGUGGCGAGGACGAUUUGAAAGCAAAAUCAAUGAUUUUCAUGAGGAACUGGUAAAGGAAACAAAAAGAAAAUUGGAUGAAAUUAUCCAACAGAAGAAUGCAUGUAAAAAGCUAAAUGAUGAGAAGACAGUGUUUGAGAACAAGCUUCUGCAGAAGAGCAAAGAGCUCGCUCAUCAGUUAAAAGACAAGGGACAAGAAGAAAAGGAAUUAAAAAUGCAGUUUGACCAUGUUUGGGAAGGCUGGGUGGACGAACUAACUUCAGAUACAAAACCUAUUGAAGACAUCGACUUUGAAAAAGAACAGAACAAGGUCUUGACUGACCUUGGUAUUGAAUGGUAUCUCAUGUAUGACUCCAAACGCUAUGGCAGGCAUAAAGAAUUACCAGUGUGUGGGACUUAUUCUGAUUACAUCACUCCAAAGACGUUGGUUGGAAAGAUAAAGAAGCUAAUCUACUAUGACCACGAACACAUCAGAUCCUUCAUUGCCAGAGUUGAACAACAGUCCAUUGAUAAUAUUAAGACUAAACCUGUAAUCACAAGAGGUUUCCAAUCAACUUACUUGCAAGAAGUGGCCAACAAUGUUAUAAAAGAAGUAACAGAACUUGAAGCAGAGCUGAAAUGCAAAGCAAGGAAGGAGUUUAAAGUUGAUCUCAUACUGUAUGUGUUUGACAGAGCAACAAUUUGGCUUUCAGAGUCUCACAAGAAAUUCAAGAUGAACAAUGAUGCCAUUGCUUACCUUGAGGGCAAGAAAACACAGUAUUAUGAUAUUUUUAAAAGCUUCUGCAAAGGACACUCCUCUGCUGUUGUGUUUGGAAAAGUGAUCUGUGAAAAACUCCGGUCUGCUACUGCUCAGGCAGUCUUUACUAAGACUGCCAUUGAUCUUGCUGGAGAGAUGAAAUGUAAUUUCCCAGCAUUCAAUGGGAACCGGUUGGUCUUGGAGAAACAUGUGUUAAAGUCACUGGCAGAGAAAGGCUCAUUUAAAGACUAUAUUAAUUACAUUCAGCAGCCAAGAAAACAUGUAGAGUCUUAUAUUGAAGAGCAAGUGAAGGAAUAUAUCUUCACAGAUCAUGAAGACAGAACAAUGGAUAUACGGGGAAAAAAUGCUGAAGACAUCAAAAGAGUGGUAAAUCAAGCUUUAUUUACUGCAUCGAAAAAUGUCAAAACCCAGAGAGGAAGCACAGACCUGUGGCUGAAGGAAUUUUCCAGUUUGCUAAAAGAUGAACUGACCAUUGGUGAUAUUUCUUCUGAAAAUUUCAGUGACAUUACCAACUUCGACUUUCUAAAGGACGAAAUAAAGACAGGAUUUGAAUCCAUCAUUGAAGAAACAAACAAACGCCCACUGAAUGAAAUGAAGGAAUCCAGACUGAAGCCUGAGAAAAUCCUCAUUGAUCAGUUGUGCAAUUGUUGCUGGGUAACGUGUCCUUUCUGUGCAGCUGUUUGCACCAACACCCUGAAAUAUCACAGCCAGAACGAUCACAGUGCACCUUUUCAUCGAUCCACUGCAGUAAAUGGUUGGCAUUACAGAUACACAGUGAAAAUGUCAGUUGAUUUCUGCACAACAAAAGUUGCCAGCAAUGGAAGCUUUUACCCUGAUUCUUCAGAAAGGGUAAUUCCCUAUAAAUGGUACCGAACUGGUGGCCCAAAGUAUGCUAGUUGGAACAUUACCCCUGAUGACUCUGAACUGCCAUACUGGAAAUGGUUUAUAUGUCAAUAUCAAAAUCAACUAGAAGAACACUACAAAUUAAAAUUUGAGGGCUUGGGAAAAAUUCCUGAAAACUGGAAAAAAAUCUCAAAAGAAGAAGCUAUUAAAAGUCUGGAUGAACUGUUCAAUUUGUGAGAGGCCACAAACAAAUGCAGCUCUGCUCAUCAUACUGGUUUGUUUUUGAAUCAUUUUCAUGACGCAAACUUAAAAAAAAAUGGCCUCAAUGAAUAAACGCAAAUUAAAUGAGUCAUGGGUGACUAUGGGGAGUUUCAUGCUAAUGUAAAGAUCUUCUUAACUCAAAACUUAAAGGGAAAAAAAGACCAGAAGAGCAAUGUGACCAUGUAUUGCA
Solea senegalensis (Senegalese sole) is the source of this 6239-nucleotide messenger RNA. RefSeq names its product interferon-induced very large GTPase 1-like. Bases 482 to 6025 code for a protein of 1847 amino acids. NCBI's taxonomy places the organism in Eukaryota, Metazoa, Chordata, Actinopteri, Pleuronectiformes, Soleidae. Gene Ontology annotation, molecular function: GTP binding. The transcript has 13 exons. The record is from RefSeq and is a predicted model, not a curated record.